AGUCUGUUUGAGUGGAUUUAUUCAGAUUUGCGGAUAUUUGUAUUUCAGAGAAAUCUGAGUUCUGAUUAUGGUAGAUUUCGAUCCCUUUGAAGUGUCGUCUUGCUAUCUCGUGUCUCCUGGCUAUGUCGUCCCGUUUUGUCGAAUCCAUCGAGUUCUCAAUCUCCACUAUGUUGUUUCCAUGGAUCUCCAGGACGUUUCUGGAGAUUCAGGGUCUAUGAAAACCCCGUCGCCAUCAGUCAUUCUUCUGUUUAUUCCACCCGAUAAAGACGAGCCCAUGGAGGAGAUCCCCAUUAUACAGCUGUUCGGCGUCGAGGACUGCGAGUUCUACUGGUAGAAAAACGGCGAUUACCUGGCCGUCAAAGUGGAGCGUUAUAACCAUAUCAAGAGAAAGGCGAAACAAAGUUUGACUACGGUGGAAUAUUUUAUCAACCUGGAGGUUUUCGCCCAAAUUAAACGAACGGAAGUCCCCGUAGAAUCCAUUAAAACUCAAGAUUCCAUCGUGGAUUUAUCUUGGAACCAGAUGGCAACAAAUUAGUAGUGCUGACUAUUGCUGGUUUAGUAAACUGGCUAAUUUCUAUGAUGGACGACAAGGCGUCAUUCUGGAAUUAGUCAGCAAGAGUCCUUGUCCAUGGAAAAGUUGCAGAAAAAUUAGCGCUGCGGCACAAGGUGGAGAAAAUCUCUUGGUCGCCUAUGGGGCAGUUCGUCGUUCUUCACACGGCUUCCAGUUAAAGCACAGUCGUAUUCCUGACAGUGUGUUGAUUGAGACUGUGUAUGUUUUGCAGCGGAAGCGUCGGGUAUUUAAUUUUUGUGGAUACCGUUAACACUUUCUGCUCUUUGAUGUCCAGUGGGAUCCCACAGGACGCUUCCUCAGGCAGUUACGUCCUCUUCGAAUGCCGGAAACAGGAAAGAUAAUGGAUUUACUCUGUACUCCUUCUAAGGUCGCUGUAUCCGAAAAUAGAAAGUGGAUGGAUUGGGUAUGUUGAGCUGGCGACCGAGAACCGCCCAUUCGAUUCUCCCAGCACAGAAGCUUAACGACGUCAAGAAAAAUCUGAAUAAAUACUCAUCCGAAUUUGAAAUUAAGGAACGGUUGCUGGCAUCGAAGGCGUCGAAGGAAGUGUCGGGGCAACGAAAACGCCUGAUGACAGAGUUUACGGAUUUUUUGACGACAAAACAGCGCUAAUUCGAGCAAGGACGACACAAACGAGGGGCACUAAAACGAGGCUAUAAACUAGGCGACUGGGUGUUUUGUGUGCUUGCGCUGAAGCGGCUGCGGACCGAGACACACCGGUUGGCGUUGGCCAGUUGGCGCGUCCUCCGACAUGGACACGCCACCGCUAGCGGACAAAAAAUUUCCAUUAUCGGAUUUGCCGAGGAGGUCGGUGGUGUGGCACCCACGCCAGAGCUGAUUCCUUCCAAGUUGGAAGAAGACGAGAAUGGAGUGGAGUUUAUACGUGUGAUUCCGGUGGAAGUGGAGUACGAUAUUCCUAGUAUUGCCGAGUCGGCGUGAUUGGUUUCACAAAAAAGCCAGUGCCGCUACGUUGGAUCAAAGGGUGCCGAGUUUCUUCCUCACCGCGCCGGUCGCCAUUGACGAUUUCACCAUUGUUAAAACGUUAACGGCGCGCUUCUUAGUCAACCCGCUUCCGAUUGGUCUGUUACAUAACAAGCGUGCUGAACUGGUAAGUCUUUGCCACAAUUGUUCUAAUUGCCGAUGGGAGCAGAGUGCACUGGACGUCUGGACGGUUAGUUUCAAUUUCAGUCGCAGGCAAUUGCUAUUAAAAUUUGUUAGAACUGACGCAUUUUUCUGCAGUUUAUUAGCGGAGAUAUUAUACUAGUCGCUUUUGCGAUGAACUGAAGUUUCUCAGCAAAAAUAAUGGCGAGUCUAUUGCAGUAUGAGUAUAAGUGUAAUUUCUCUGACUGCCAUUGCACUAUUCGAUCUCCUACAGAACUGAAUUUUUCAUGGGCGUUGGGCAAUGCGAACUGUUCUGGACGUAACGGUUGCGGUCAUUACUUGGCAAUACAUCAUUUAAGUAACUGGGAAGAUCAUUUGCGGCAUCAUGUAGACAGCCACUCUGGACGCAACAGAAAUGAACCGGACCAAUGUGUGAACGGCAAUCCGGCGAUUGUCACAUCUCCGCAAAGCAUCGAUCAGUUGCCAGAAAACAGUCUGGUUGCGACAGAAGAAGCUGGCAGUGAGUCUGGAUUUCGUGCUUUAAGCAAUACCCACAGACAGCCAUCUGCGCAUGCUCCACAUAGUGGGCCGAUGAAUUACCGCGCCGGGGUCGGUGCUGGGUCAGGAAAUCAGCUUCCCGGUGGAAGCGGCGUUGUUGGACAAGGGCUCCGGUUUCUCGGCGGAAGCGGAGGUGUUGAGCAUGGGGUCCGGUUUCCCGGCGGAAGCGGAGGUGUUGGACAUGGGGUCCGGUUUCCCGGCGGAAGCGGAGGUGUCGGAUAUGGGAGCCGGUUUCCCAGCGGAAGCAGAUGUGUUGCACUGGGUGGCUCUCCGUCGUUUCCAAUUAUUGGGUCAGCUGGGCGAUGGGCUGCGACGACCGGUGGACGAAGUACUGCAAAGCGCCCGAACUUAGCCAGUCAUCGGUCGCCAGCAUUCAAUGCACAAGCGCCACCGGAUCCCAUUAAAGAGCCCCAACUCGAGAAUACAUACAAUUUCCGCGUGUAUUUGUUUCGAAAAAGGAACAAAAAUGUGGUUCCGCCUCCAAAAUCGAAAAACGAACAUCAGCUUGAACUGGAGCUGAUGGAGCAUAUGGGACUCAUUCGGUUAAUUGAAUUUGAUAAGCUAACGCAAGAUCACAUCAUGCAGAGCAUUUCUCAGCUUUUUGUGGAUCGUCUGCAAGGCCGGCCUUGGACACUUUUGUCGCGCACUGAAAAGGGGAAAAAGAAAGGAUACUGGCUGUACGCGGCAAAUGUUGUUGAUCACCGGGCGUGGGAAAAGCAAGAAAUGAUUUCUGAAACGGAGGUUGGCGAUGUUUAUCGUCACAUUUUCAUUGCAAUGAAUGACGGGGUCAUCACGGUAGCGCGCGAUAUAGCAGAAACAUUUGCUGAGGCUCGAGGGAUGACCGUUGAGGAAUUACCACUGGAAAAUAUCGAAGAAGCGGUUCAGCGAGAAAACAACCGCCGAGAUGACCAGCAGGCCAGUACAUCCGGCCUUCGCUCAACUGCCCGCGCGGAUGAUGAAGGAGACUUUUCCAGCUUUGGCGGCCGUGGAUCCCACGGCUUCACAGUUGGCAAGCGACGUAACACUGUUGUCGACCUGGACACUCCACCGUCGUCACCGGAGCGAGAUCACCGCCCAGUUCGCUUUGCGGGUGUUCGGAUCCCAGCGAAAGGCCCGCGAAACCGAUCAGAGAUUGUAACACUGAACUUCUCAGACGACAGUGAUGUAGAACCCCUUGAAACGCCGUCCGUAAAAGAAAUUCUGCCUUUAUUAUCCACUAAAGACGAUGCGGAAAGUUCAGAUCCCACGUUAAAGAAAAGAUUUGCAAUACGAGAUCUUCCGGAACCUGAAAAUCAGUACUUGACGGUUAAGGAUAUGCGUGAGCAAUUUUCCGUUAAAAUGACACACGAGUAUCCGAUGGUCAAGUCACAGUUCGUAUACGCGUGGCUUCCGGAGAAAAAUGUGGAAAAUUUCAGCAAUUUCUACUGUGCGCAUGGUGAUGACCUUGCUAAUACGGGACGGUUUCAAGUCCGAAUGGAUGGUGCGGUCGAUGCCGAUGGCCCUUACAAAGAAUUCGGAUCCCGCUAUUGGCAAGAUGCUCGCUAUUAUAAAUUCCCGGAUAUUAACGAGCCCCUUUUCGUGGAAAUAAAUCUGGUGGUGCUGUACACACAUGUUCCCAUUGUUACCGAAGAAGGGCGCGCUGUCUUAAGGGCUUCUGGUUUUAUGUUGCGCGAAGCAGUGAUGCGUGGUGCCUCGUAUCCCGACUGGCUGUCCAGCAGCGUUCUGCGAAGCAUGCUAGGUUUACCCCUUGAACUGAAUGAGGUGUUCCAUUUCGAUAAGGGCGUGGGAGAUAUGAUCGAGCGCAUUUUAUCGGGGUCUGGAGAUUUAACUAUGCGUCAAGAGCCGAUGCUGAAACAAUGGGCGGAAAAUAAUCCAACUUUCCCGUGUAGGGAGCUGAUGAAAAACAGCCGGGAAACGUUCUGUCAGUACAUUGCUGAGUACGAACUGGUAGGCAAGCGAGUUGGAAAUCUCCGCUACGUGUACGAAGGUUUCUUAGCUGGUGGUUUUAUUAAGGAAUUGAAAACACUGCUGCCAAAUUGGAAGAUAAUGGAAGAUGCGCUGUACAAUUCAGUAUUGAUGGGAAACGACCUGUUGGAGCAAUUUAUCGCUGUGGAUUACGAUGAAGCUUCGGCCGAUGAGGUCGUGCUCGCCGCCUGGCUCGACGAUAUCAUCAAAGAUGACCUCUCCUGCUCCGACCGUCGAAAGUUGCUCCGAUUUAUCACAGGCUCGCAUUCAGUGCCGGCAUCUCCAAAGAUUCAGAUCCUUUUUAGCAACGAUGGACGUUUUUUGCGACGACCGACGGCCGGAACGUGUAAUAAUACCCUGCUUCUUCCCUUGGCCUGUCCGAGCAAAGAGAAACUGCUGGAAUUGAUUCGGGAGUGUCUGGAUACGAUGGAUCAUCCCCUUCAAGGAAGUUUCCAGCUUGGCUAAAAUUGAGUUAAGUGGACUGCGUUAAACAAUAUUAGUUGCAUAGCAGUUGUAUAUGCGUGAUAGAAGCCAAAACGAUUCGCUGAUUAAUAGAACUGUUUUCCAGAUCAAAUGAACAACGUGUAAAGGAAUUUAAAUUUUUAUCUAUAACUAUUUGGAUUUUUAACACCUGUAAUUCAACAAUAAGUCACAUAACUUAAUUUAUGAAAAUGCUAUGCGUCCGGAAACACUCCGGACGCAUAGUUAACUCUGCUAAACGCCCGAAAAUUAUGUUAGCGGGGUGCGAUGGGUGUUUAUUUGUUAAUCAAAUCCAUAAUAAUAAUUUUUCUACAAUAAAAUUAACAUGGGAACUCAAGACGUCCAUAAACCAAUGGAACUUAACCUUUACCUGACUACGCGCCAGAAAUCAUAGAACGCGGGCGUAUAAAAAUGACCUUUGAUUUAAAAUAAAACAACUAAGUAGUGUCAUUGUAAAUCGCUGCUGUUUUCAGGGUUUGUUAUGCGGUAACUGUAACUGGACGGCUGUAUGGAGGGAGAAGCUGCGGAUUACUUUUUAUACCUGAUUUGGGUGGAAUAAUCAUUUGAAUUUGGAUUUCGUCCAGCUAGGAUUUGGAUAGCGAGUAGGAUGGUGGUGUGUAAACAUGCCGGCAUCGGCAGUACAUAUUUUGUUGCUUUGGUUUGUGUGUAUGCUUUUUGCGCACCCCUGUUUUGUUUCGAUUUUCGGCACUUUCGCUUACUGGGCGAAAAGCUGACAGGUUUGGUUUAGUGCUGCUUUUUUGGAGGUAAUUUGCUUCGAAUUCGAUUGUGGGGCUUUUUCUGGAAUGUUGAUACUUCUUACCUUUUCCUUUUUGGAUAAGUUAUGGCACCAUGUGAAAUGUGCGGACGAACUGAUGAAACUUUUUCGGUUUUUGGACUGUUUAACUAAGUUUGCCGCUAUUUGGUAACAAUAAAAUUAUCGCAGCAAUUGUCGUUGUGCGGUAUUUCGUUACAAAUCAGUUUUCCCAACAUUAUGGACUGGUCAGGAGUAUGAAAAACGAAAACAAUGUUGAGUUCGACUUAAGAGAACACCAGUUAUAUUUUUUAUGGUUAAUUUUUUUUUUCGUUCACUUUCAGUGACUUUCCAGAGCUGCAUCAUAAUUAUCAGAAAUUCAAAGCCGACAGAAAAAGCUCAAAACCGAAAGUUCAAGCAAAUCAGCACCAAGAUAGCGCACUACUGCAAAGUAUACCAACACAGUAGGCGCCAACUGAUCCCCGAAUGGAUAAAAGCGUUUUCCGGGUUACCAUUAUAGAGGGACACCGUGCGCGUGCUGUCGUCCAGGUGUGUCAGUGUGCCUUCGUAAAGAAUAUGGGCGCGGGAAAAAAAACUGGCCUGUGGUUUAUCCUCACGCCGCGUAUGCUCCGCCAGGACUUCCAGGGCAAUGAGAAUAUCCGGCAGAGCGACUUCGUCGCAAGGAGCGACAAGAGGCACGUGGACGGCUGGGUGGGCUAGGGACAAUCACGCCUUCCUUGUUAUCGGACAGUCGGAUGUUGUGCCGCAAAAUCGGCACCACAGCCUCUUCACUCUAUACAGAAAAAGUUCAUUCAGUACUGUAUUACUUUCCAACUUUACUUUAGUUUUAAAUACUUGAUAA
This is a messenger RNA of Paramacrobiotus metropolitanus, 6285 nucleotides long. RefSeq lists its product as uncharacterized. The record is from RefSeq and is a predicted model, not a curated record. The coding region runs from base 1871 to 4657 and encodes 928 amino acids. Gene Ontology annotation, molecular function: ubiquitin-protein transferase activity. NCBI's taxonomy places the organism in Eukaryota, Metazoa, Tardigrada, Eutardigrada, Parachela, Macrobiotidae. The transcript has 15 exons.